Phalaenopsis equestris is the source of this 376-nucleotide messenger RNA. RefSeq lists its product as uncharacterized. The record is from RefSeq and is a predicted model, not a curated record. Lineage: Eukaryota; Viridiplantae; Streptophyta; Magnoliopsida; Asparagales; Orchidaceae.
CUACCCUGCACACUCUUCCCUAAAAAUUCCCUUCAAUUUCAUUCUUUUUCAUCUCUAUUACCAUUUCUUCGAACUCCCUUUCCACUGCUGCAGCUUACUUCCAACCACGCAGCUUCAAAAUUCGCCGGCCCACACCACUCCAUGUAUUCCCUUCUCCCAGUCCUUUCCCCCAUAAAAGCCCCCACCUUUCCUCCCCAUAUCUCACGUUCAGUAAAGCUCAGGCCGCUUCUCCGUCGCCGGCAGCCGCCCGCGUCCCCGCAGGCUAUCUUCAACACCAGUCUCUCUUCUCCUCCUCCGGUCGCUUCCGCACUUAGAGCCGAUACAGGAAGCUCAAGUGCGGAGGAUUCGCUGCAAUGGGAGGAGCUCAUCGAGAAGG